AUGUUGUGAGCAAUAACUUUAUAUUUAAAGUUAAGUUAUCAAUUUUUGGAGGUAGCUCUUGCUUCUCAAAUUUAUAAAAUCCAGUAUAAACACUGGUUUUACAGAAAUAUACAUGCACUGAGGGUUUACACUUCUUCUUCUUUGAGUAGCAAAUCUCAAUUUGGUUUGACUAAUCUAAAACUGUUGCUCAUCGUUCUGGAGAUAAUCAUCGUUUUUUGCAUGGCUAUUCUUUGUGGGAAAGUAUAAUUCUCCCUAUAGAAGUGUGCAUCUAAAAAUAUUCCAGGAAAUAAGGGGUGAAUUUACAGAAGCCUCGAUACUCAGAACUAUAGUAAGAAAGUGGUCUUGUUAUAAGCUCUAAAGCAGGUUCUGGUAUGUGCAAUAGAAAUCCGUCUCCUGAAGCUUUUAAAAUUACCAGGUUAUCUAAGCCUGAAGAUAUUUUAGACGCUUAUUUUGCACCGU
Messenger RNA from Moneuplotes crassus, 459 nucleotides. The record is from the annotation of a GenBank genome assembly. NCBI's taxonomy places the organism in Eukaryota, Ciliophora, Spirotrichea, Euplotida, Euplotidae.